AUGACUUUGGCGACUUUCUGGCCGGCCCUCUCCGCUGCUGAGCAAUCGAAAAAUGCAGCCGACUUUUAUGUUCGCGGCCUUCCGGGGCUGGCGCAAGACUCGCUGGCCGUCAAAAUGCAUGCUGGCCACAUCGAAAUCACGCCCGAACACAACGGAAACUUGUUCUUUUGGCAUUUUCAGAACCAGCAUAUUGCGAACCGUCAAAGAACUGUGGUAUGGCUGAACGGCGGGCCCGGGUGCAGCUCCGAGGAUGGCUCGUUGAUGGAGAUUGGGCCGUACAGGCUCAAGGACGAUCACACUUUGGUCCCGAACAAUGGAUCAUGGCACGAGUUUGCGAACCUCCUUUUCGUCGACAACCCGGUCGGCGUUGGCUUCAGCUAUGUCGACACAGACAGUUAUACCCACGAACUUGACGAAAUGGCAGACCAAUUCGUCAUCUUUCUGGAGAAGUUCUUUGACCUGUUUCCUGAGUAUGAGCAUGACGAUCUUUACUUCGCGGGCGAGUCCUACGCUGGACAAUACAUCCCUUACAUUGCCAAAGCGAUAGUGGCUCGCAACAAGCAGAAGAUUGCAGAGAAGAAAGAGAGGGAAGCUUGGAGCCUGAAGGGAUUGCUGAUUGGAAAUGGAUGGAUGUCGCCCAGAGAUCAGUACGAAAGCUACCUUCCGUUCCUUUACGAGAAGGGGCUCCUUACGAAAGACUCGGAUGUCACCAAGAAGCUGCAGUCUUCCCUUCGAAUUUGCCAGAACAAGAUGGGCAGCGAUCCGGGUCACGUUGACUACCCCGACUGCGAGGGUAUCCUCAGCUCAAUUCUCUCCAUGACCAAGAAUGGUAAUGGGCAAGAUGCCUGUUGGAACAUGUACGACGUCCGUCUCAGAGACACAUAUCCCGCCUGUGGAAUGAACUGGCCCCCGGAUUUGACCAACAUCACUCCAUAUCUGAGGAGAUCCGAUGUUAUACAAGCGCUUCACAUCAACAGCGCCAAGUCAGCUGGCUGGCAAGAGUGCAAUGGAGCAGUGGGUUCGAAUUUCAAGGCCAAAACUUCUGUCCCUUCAGUCGAUCUCCUCCCCGAUCUUCUUAAAGAAGUCCCCAUUCUUUUGUUUUCCGGAGCGGAAGAUCUUAUUUGCAACCAUGUCGGUACUGAGUAUAUGAUCAAUAACUUGGAAUGGAACGGAGGCAAGGGCUUUGAGCUAGCUCCAGGAAACUGGGCCCCUCGUCGAAACUGGACUUUUGAGGGUGAAGUUGCUGGCUUCUGGCAAGAGGCCCGCAACUUGACUUACGUUUUGUUCCAUAACUCAUCUCACAUGGUGCCAUUUGAUUAUCCUCGCCGCACACGGGACAUGUUGGACAGGUUUAUGGGAGUCGACAUUAGCAGCAUUGGCGGCGUGCCUACUGACAGCCGCAUUGAUGGCGAAAAGGGUGUCGAGACGACGGUCGGCGGAGCAUCCAACAACACCCAGGCCAAGGAAGAAGAGACGCACAAGAAGGUUGAUGCAGCCAAAUGGGCCGCUUACCAAAGAUCAGGUGAAGUUGUCUUGGCCAUUGUCAUCGUUGCUGCUCUGGCCUGGGGAUACUUUAUCUGGCGCCAGCGCAAAGCGCGUGCUACAUACAGAGCACUCAGCGGCAGCGAGCCUUCAAGCCGGAACGGCUCUCGUCUGAACUUUUCUUCUCGUAGACGGCGCGAUGUCGAAGCGGCGGAUUUCGACGAAACCACUCUAGAUGACUUGCAUGUGGAGACACCGACGGGCUCGGAGAGCAAAUACACUGUGGGAGGAGACGACGAUAGCGAUGAUGAACCGACAGGGGCAGGCCAUGAGAAGAAGAAGAACGGGCAUCAACAAGGAUCGAUUUAG
Messenger RNA from Trichoderma atroviride IMI 206040, 1851 nucleotides. RefSeq lists its product as uncharacterized. Gene Ontology annotation, cellular component: trans-Golgi network. The record is from RefSeq and is a predicted model, not a curated record. Gene Ontology annotation, biological process: proteolysis; apoptotic process. NCBI's taxonomy places the organism in Eukaryota, Fungi, Ascomycota, Sordariomycetes, Hypocreales, Hypocreaceae. Gene Ontology annotation, molecular function: serine-type carboxypeptidase activity.